Messenger RNA from Habropoda laboriosa, 834 nucleotides. Its product is annotated as putative high mobility group protein B1-like 1. Gene Ontology annotation, molecular function: DNA binding, bending. The transcript is spliced from 6 exons. Lineage: Eukaryota; Metazoa; Arthropoda; Insecta; Hymenoptera; Apidae. The record is from RefSeq and is a predicted model, not a curated record. The coding region runs from base 172 to 780 and encodes 202 amino acids. Gene Ontology annotation, biological process: regulation of transcription by RNA polymerase II.
UAGAUAGGGUCGAUCUGUGGAAUGGAUGCUUAAUAAGUUACGUUCUGCGUUGCUUAUAAUCACCUUUCCUGAACUCUUUUGUAACACUUGCUUUUAAUCACUACAGAUUACAGUGGUUUUGGAGAAAUUACUGAUUUCUUGAGUUUAACAUUAUAAAGAACUAUAACAACGAUGGAAUCAAAUGACAGGAAAAAUGUUUAUCUUACAAAAACCGGUGAUAAUGCUUUGAAUUCUGGAAUGAGGGACACAAUGAUUGUUGGUCAAACGAAUAUGACACCAGAAUGUGGUGAACCUGUAAUGAAACCUGGAAAUGUAUCCAGUGUUUCAAAUAAUCAAGCAAAGUGGUCAAAUACUCAAAGUAAAAAUUUUAUUAUGAAUGCAGUACCAGUGAAAAAUGAAAUUGUCCACCUUGAAGAUGGAGCACAUUGCAAUAAGAAAAUGUAUUAUUAUGAUAGACAUUACACUGGCCAUGAAGAAACAGAGAGACCAACACGCAGGGGAACAAAAAGAUACAGAGAUAAAGAUGCACCCAAAAGGGCAUUGUCUGCCUUUUUCUAUUUUUGCCAAGAAUUACGUGGAAAGAUGAGGGAGUUACAUCCAGAAAUGGGAGUAGGAGAUAUUGCCAAAGAACUUGGUAAAUUAUGGAUGAGCACAGAUCUUCAAACUAAAUCAAAGUAUAUGGCAAUAGCGGAAGAGGAUAGAGCCAGAUAUGAAAGAGAAAUUAUUGCAUACAAUAAAAGAGUAAAAAAUUAUGACCCAGAAGAAGUUGGACCUGUUUAAAUUUUUGAAUCUAUUAAGGAGCAAGGACAGUGUACUUUGUCCUAAAUCAAGCAC